Macrosiphum euphorbiae (potato aphid) is the source of this 939-nucleotide messenger RNA. NCBI's taxonomy places the organism in Eukaryota, Metazoa, Arthropoda, Insecta, Hemiptera, Aphididae. The record is from the annotation of a GenBank genome assembly.
AUGGAGGAGCUUGCGUGCGUCCGGUGCAUGAGCUCCAAGUUCCGGAACCCGAACCUCGUGUUCAGCUUCAACGUGUGCGGGCAUACCAUGUGUGCAAAUUGCAUAGAAGUGGCGUUCAUGAAAGGUUCUGGUCCCUGCCCUAAAUGUCUCAUUCCUCUACGACGCAAUGGUUUUAAACUUCAGCAGUUUGAAGACGCUUCAGUUGACGUGGAAGUGGAAACACGAAAAAAAAUAUUGCAAGAUUUCAACAAAACUGAAGAAGAUUUUGAAUCUUUAGAUGAUUAUAAUGAUUAUUUAAUAGAAAUUGAAGAUAUUAUUUACAAUCUAGUUAGAAAUAUUAAUGUAGUUGAAACAAAAGAACGUAUUGAUCAAUAUAAAAGAGAAAAUAAAGAAAUAAUUAUGAGGAACAGAAUGAAGUCAAAACGUGAAGAACAAGCCUUAGAUGAUUUAAUUGAAGAAGAAAAGAUGCAUUCUCAGUAUAAAAGAGAUGAAGUUUUAAGAGAUGAAGCUGAACAAAGAACUAAAAAACUUCGAGUAGAUUCUGAAUUAAUUGAUAGUUUAGCACGUUCUAAUUCUGAUGCUAGAGACAUUGUUAACACAUAUACACAUAAAAAAGAAGAAAUUCCUGUCCCGAAACCAAAACCUAUUUCUAAACCUAUAAACUUCACAAAGUUUUCAACUGGUGUCAAAUUCAAUCAGUCUUCUAUAUCAAUCUCAAUAAAAGAAGGUCCAUUAUUCAAAUAUGAGCCAGUUUCUCAUCAACUUAAUGGUCCUUCCUGUCCAGAUAUUACACAAUUGGAUUCAUUAGGAUAUAUGAAAUAUAUCAGAAGAGAAAGUUCUCAAGAACUUGCUGGUGGAUUUUUAAUAAAAACAUCCUGCUUGCAUUAUGUACAAGAGUGUGUUUCAGCAUUGUAUGAAAGAAAGACUGGUAAAGUAUAA